Messenger RNA from Eublepharis macularius, 899 nucleotides. Its product is annotated as phospholipase A2 inhibitor NAI-like. Bases 42 to 671 code for a protein of 209 amino acids. The record is from RefSeq and is a predicted model, not a curated record. NCBI's taxonomy places the organism in Eukaryota, Metazoa, Chordata, Lepidosauria, Squamata, Eublepharidae. The transcript has 5 exons.
UCCUCUCCGAUCUCAGUCCGUCUUGCUACUUUCUCUCUACUAUGAAGGCAGUCCUCAGCAUAUGCUUCCUUUGGGGCCUCUUUUCUCAAGGGGCACUGCUGGAAUGCUACACCUGUGUGGGAGAAGAGUGCAAAACACCAAAAAUUCAGAACUGCACAGCUGAGCAAGAUGCCUGCUAUGUGGCAAUAGCUGAAGUCAUAUUAGGCAGCUCAAUUGUGCCAAGGCAACACGUUAUGGUCAAGCAAUGUGAUAAAGUCAGGACCUGCUGGGACAAACAAUUAAGCCUUUCUACAGUAAAGGGUGGGAGUUAUCGUGCGAAUAUCAAGUGCUGCUACACUGACCUGUGCAAUAACAUGAAUGUCUCUCUGCCAGAGACUGUGGAAUCUCCCCCCAAUGGGAUACAUUGCCCCUCCUGCUUUGCCUUCGAUUCCACCGUGUGCACAGAAGUGGAGAACCUCACCUGCACCGGUAAUGAGACGAAAUGUGUUCAGGGAGCUAUAAAGAUCUCUACAGAUCCUGCAGAAGAGGGAGUGCCUAUAAUAUUCCAAGGCUGUGCAACACCCACCGCAUGUCAAUUUCCAGUUCCAUUGCCAGGUAUCUCCUCUGAACAUAUGCACUUGACCGGUGAGCAACUGCAGUGCAUCAAAGGCUACGAAGACUUGACCGUGUAGAUGGGAGAGUCCAAAUCACUCCCUUCUUCAGCAUCCACCUUUCUUUGACAAGGAGGAGGAAGUUGGGAACCAAGUGAUUCGCUCACGGAAGGGGCUGCCUUGUCUGUAGCUGGAGGAGGUGCGGGACAGAAGUGGGGAGGGAGAGAAGACCUUGGGGUUUAGAGGCUGAAGCCCAUGGGCAGGAUAAAUUUCCACUGAAUCGCAAUCAAAAUGAUCCCAAUAAAUUGG